CCAGGGUGGUUGGUGGUGAGGAUUCAGGCUCCGUCCAGUCCAAGCGAGGCCUUGGCCUGAGGCUCCGGGCCCCCAGCCCCUCCCUCCCAGCGUAGCCAGCGUCACCCCCCAGCCCCGAGCUGGACCGCACACCUUGGGACACGGUUUUCCACUUCCUAAGGUCGAGCCCCCGGCUGGAGGAGAGGUCCGAGGAGGUGGGCGUUGGACUCUUCGCGAGGACCCCGGCGGCGAGCCCCGGGGAGGCGGCCGAGGUGGAGGUGGCCGGGGGCGACAUGGCGGAGGAGCAGGACCUGUCCGAGGUGGAGCUGAGCCCCGUGGGCUCCGAGGAGCCGCGCUGCCUGUCCCCGGGGAGCGCGCCCUCGCUGGGCCCCGACGGCGGCGGCGGUGGCGGCGGCUCAGGCCUGCGCGCCAGCCCAGGCCCCGGCGAGCUUGGCAAGGUCAAGAAGGAGCAGCAGGACGGCGAGGCGGACGACGACAAGUUCCCCGUGUGCAUCCGCGAGGCCGUCAGCCAGGUGCUCAGCGGCUACGACUGGACGCUGGUGCCCAUGCCCGUGCGCGUCAAUGGCGCCAGCAAGAGCAAGCCGCACGUCAAGCGGCCCAUGAACGCCUUCAUGGUAUGGGCGCAGGCAGCGCGCAGGAAGCUGGCCGACCAGUACCCGCACCUGCACAACGCCGAGCUCAGCAAGACGCUGGGCAAGCUCUGGAGGCUGCUGAAUGAGAGUGACAAGCGCCCCUUCAUCGAGGAGGCCGAGCGACUCCGCAUGCAACACAAGAAAGACCACCCGGAUUACAAGUACCAGCCUCGGAGGCGGAAGAACGGAAAGGCGGCCCAGGGAGAAGCCGAGUGCCCAGGCGGCGAGGUGGAGCAAGGCGGGGCGGCCACCAUCCAGGCGCACUACAAGAGUGCCCACUUGGACCACCGGCACCCAGGAGAGGGCUCCCCGAUGUCAGAUGGGAACCCAGAGCACCCCUCAGGCCAGAGCCAUGGCCCACCUACGCCUCCCACCACCCCAAAGACAGAGCUACAGUCGGGCAAGGCUGACCCCAAGCGAGAUGGCCGCUCCCUGGGAGAGGGCGGAAAGCCCCCCAUCGACUUCGGCAACGUGGACAUCGGUGAGAUCAGCCACGAGGUAAUGUCCAACAUGGAGACCUUUGAUGUGGCUGAGUUGGACCAGUACCUGCCGCCCAACGGGCACCCAGGCCACGUGGGCAGCUACUCGGCAGCUGGCUACGGGCUGGGCAGUGCCCUCGCUGUGGCCAGUGGACACUCUGCCUGGAUCUCCAAGCCGCCGGGCGUGGCUCUGCCCACGGUCUCACCACCUGGUGUGGAUGCCAAAGCACAGGUGAAGACGGAGACCUCAGGGCCCCAGGGGCCCCCGCACUACACCGACCAGCCGUCCACCUCCCAGAUCGCCUACACCUCGCUCAGCCUGCCCCACUACGGCUCCGCCUUCCCGGCCAUCUCCCGCCCCCAGUUCGACUACACUGAACACCAGCCCUCAGGACCCUACUACGGCCACUCAGGCCAGGCCUCUGGCCUCUACUCAGCCUUCUCCUACAUGGGGCCCUCCCAGCGGCCCCUCUACACGGCCAUCUCUGACCCCAGCCCCUCUGGGCCCCAGUCCCAUAGCCCCACACACUGGGAACAGCCAGUAUAUACAACGCUGUCCCGGCCUUAGAAGGGGCCCUGUCACCAGCACCCCUGCCAGGCCCCUCCUGGAUGUCACACCCCUCCCCAACCUUUGUUCCCUGCUCCUUGCCCUUCUCGAGCCUGGCGGUGGCCCUGGGCCUGGUGGUGACCCUCGAAGAGGCUGCAGGGAAGGCUGUGUGGCGGCCCUCCCUUGAUGACCCCACCACACCCCAUCCAGGCCCGGCCAGGGCAGAGCUCUGGGCUGCUGGGCUGGGCCUAGGAGAAAAGGUUGACUGGUGCCCCUAGACUGAAAGGUGAGGGGCAGGACCUUCCCCCAGGAAUGACCCUAGGACCUGAGGAGGCCCAUUCACCCCUGUUGGGGAGGAGGACUGACAGGAAUGGGUGGCUGUGCUCCCCCUGUCACGGUUUGAGGCCUGACCUGACCCUGUGUCAUAGUGCCAUGGUGCCUAAGGGCCAAGCCAACCCAG
Molecule: messenger RNA, 2118 nt
Organism: Elephantulus edwardii (Cape elephant shrew)
Lineage: Eukaryota; Metazoa; Chordata; Mammalia; Macroscelidea; Macroscelididae
Gene: SOX10
Product: SRY (sex determining region Y)-box 10
Exons: 4
Coding region: 273-1679 (468 amino acids)
Biological process (GO): negative regulation of transcription by RNA polymerase II; enteric nervous system development; morphogenesis of an epithelium
Cellular component (GO): nucleus
Molecular function (GO): RNA polymerase II cis-regulatory region sequence-specific DNA binding; DNA-binding transcription factor activity, RNA polymerase II-specific
Source: RefSeq, a predicted model, not a curated record